AUGUCCCCUGACUGUGCAAUGUGCAACAACCCCGCCACCCACCGUUGCUCCAGCUGCCUUUGUCGCCCCCUCUACUGCAGCAAGUCCUGCCAACGGGCUGACUGGAAACUCCACAAACUUCUCUGCAGCUCUCGACCCUCAUUCGAAUCGCCCCCGACACCCUCCUCGCGGCGCGCAAUUGUCUUCCUCACGAACGGCGAGAUAAAUUUCACUUGGGAAACAACCGAAAUGAAGACCGACGAUGACGACGGUGUCAGAUGGGAGUCCCCCGUCGGCCUUGAAAAGUACUUUGGUGGCGAGUGGCCAGGUUCACAGAAGUACUAUAAUAACGUAGUGCGCGGGCGCAGGCUCAAGGAAGAUAUCGAUCUGCGUUUCAACGAUGAUUUUUUGGUGGACGGCUCAGAGAAGAAUUUGGCAGUGUGUAAAGUUGUGCAGGGCAUGGAUGAUGGCGGGGCUGUAUGGCGGGCUCCCUUGGUGGCGUUGAAGCAGGCAAACAGUUGGCAUGAUAAACAGAGAUUGUCGCCAAACUCGUCACCUGGGUAUGGACACAUGGAUAUGGGAGAUUUUAGGGAGGUAGUGGACUAUCUGACAAGUUGGAAACGAACGACAUCGAGACAUAGUGUGGUAUCGUGGUCCUUGGUCAAAGCCCUAGUUAUUCCUUGA
Laccaria bicolor S238N-H82 is the source of this 663-nucleotide messenger RNA. RefSeq lists its product as uncharacterized. The coding region runs from base 1 to 663 and encodes 220 amino acids. The transcript has 2 exons. The record is from RefSeq and is a predicted model, not a curated record. NCBI's taxonomy places the organism in Eukaryota, Fungi, Basidiomycota, Agaricomycetes, Agaricales, Hydnangiaceae.